This is a messenger RNA of Miscanthus lutarioriparius, 339 nucleotides long. Lineage: Eukaryota; Viridiplantae; Streptophyta; Magnoliopsida; Poales; Poaceae. The record is from the annotation of a GenBank genome assembly.
AUGUCCGUGGCGGCCGGCGUGAGCGACGCGGCCAUCGCGGUGCGCGACAAGCUCCGUGGAAAGAUUGGCCAGACCAAGGUCAAACGGUACUGGCCGGGAAAGCCGCCUGAGUGGGCUGACGACGCCGAUGAGGACAUCGAUCUCAGGACGACACGGGUCGACAAGGCGUUCCCCAAGGACGACGACGGCGAUGUCCCCGCGAAGGAUGACCGACGGCUUCGCCGUCUCGCGGAGACUCGCGCGGAGAACAAGGAGGAGCUGAGGGCAGAUCACGCGCGCGACACGGCAGGCGGAGAUUGUGUCGACCGCGGAGGAGGAGAACGAGAGGCAGGAGGCUGA